This is a messenger RNA of Uranotaenia lowii, 4118 nucleotides long. It is a transcript of the gene Cul4, whose product is annotated as cullin-4B. The record is from RefSeq and is a predicted model, not a curated record. Gene Ontology annotation, molecular function: ubiquitin protein ligase binding. Gene Ontology annotation, cellular component: Cul4-RING E3 ubiquitin ligase complex. Bases 1109 to 3388 code for a protein of 759 amino acids. Gene Ontology annotation, biological process: DNA damage response; protein ubiquitination; ubiquitin-dependent protein catabolic process. The transcript has 8 exons. NCBI's taxonomy places the organism in Eukaryota, Metazoa, Arthropoda, Insecta, Diptera, Culicidae.
UUCCCGAGUUGUAGCGAUUUGUUGUACAAAAGCAGUGGCAAGAAGUUUAAAAUUUUCCCUGUCGUGAAUUGAUUCUUUUCGUGAAAAAAUAAGUUCUUGUUUAAGUAGUUCUCCAACAUCAUGAAAUGAUAGUUUACCUUUCGAACCGCGAAGUGGUUCUUUUUGUUUUUUGAUUUAAAAAUUAGUUUUUCAUUUCGAAACGAAAGACCGGAACAUUGCGACCGACCAUCAAUAGCUUCGUUCAAUCGUAGGUAGAAAUAGGUUUCUGUAAACUCGCUGUUCAAUGGGUCUAUGUUUUGGUCGAAACUAGUCAGGUCGUUGUUGAAUGAAACAAGUUGAAAUCGAUCGAAAUUAGUCAAAACCGGUCGAGCUCGGCAGGAGGAUUCGUUUCAUCCUGGUAGAAAUCGAUCGAAGUGGAUUGGGAAAAGACGGUAUCAACUGUCAAUCCAUUUCUACUUGUUUCGACCAGACUUCAUUGAACACACUUAAUAGUGAGAAAGCACCAUGGGCGAUGGGCGCGCUCGCAAUCCCGGUAUACGAUUUCUCGUGUGUUAAACAGAGAAAGCAAUAGCCUUCACUACAAUUUCACUCCGAUUAGCUGUCAUUCUUAUGGAAAUCUGUGUAAGAGUAAAGAGCAAGCUUUAUUCUUUUUAGCAGGCCCAAUCCCAAUUGCCGAAGAUCGCGCCGUAAGAAACUGUAGUGGUCCCUUUCCCGCGCACGGCUCUGGAUACCCAUCAAACAACAACAAAACGUUGCCUUUUCAGCCUUUUGACGUUCUGUCAAGCGGAUUGACAUCUGCGGUGGCUGGUUCGAAAAGUUUGCUUCCAUCAGUGCUUGCGAGGUUUUUCGUUUUGUGUGAGUUUUAUGGUUUCGACUGGAAAUUGAGAAAAUUUAGUGCCAAGGAGUUUGCCGAAGCGAACGAUUUCCUGUUCUUCCGAGGCACCCAACGGUGAUCACGAUUUCGAAACGCAGGAACGAUUCUCAGGGGGCGAGCGGAGACCGUCAGGAUCAUUUUCGGAAACGAGCAAGAGGAACAUUUUCCUCAGCAGCAGGUGCAAAGGGGGAAGGAGGGACAUCUACAACCUCGCCAGUCGGAGCGGGUAGCGCCAUGAAUUUGGCAGAAAACGACCGGAAGAGGGCCAACUUUUCCGCCCUCAGUAAUAGCAACGGGGCCGUCAUCAAGAUGACCACCAACGCUGGAACAGGAAAGCCCGGAGACAUCAAGAAGAUUGUCAUCAAAAACUUCAAACUAAAACCCACACUGCCCGAUAACUAUCAGGAGCACACAUGGCAGAAAUUGCGCGAAGCCGUGGUAGCCAUACAGACAUCGAAACGGAUCGAAUACUCGUUGGAAGAGCUGUACCAAGCGGUGGAGAACAUGUGCAGCCACAAGAUGGACUCGCAGCUGUACGUCAACCUAACGGCCCUCGCGGAGCAGCACGUUAAGGCCAACAUUACUCCCUUUUUGGCGGAAUCCAUCGACAAACUGGUCUACUUAAAGAAGAUGAACGAAUGCUGGCAGUCGCAUUGUCAGCAGAUGAUUAUGAUCCGUAGCAUCUUCCUGUAUCUGGAUCGAACGUACGUGCUGCAAAAUCCGACCGUUCAUUCCAUCUGGGAUAUGGGUCUGGAGCUAUUCCGGGAUCACAUAGCCAUGAACACAUUGGUUCAAGCGCGCACAGUUGAAGGAAUUUUGAUAUUGAUUGAAAAGGAACGAAAUGGAGACACCGUGGAUCGAACACUGCUGAAGAGCUUGUUGCGAAUGCUGUCCGAUUUGCAGAUCUACAAGGAGGCAUUCGAGCAAAAGUUUCUGGUUGCCACCAAGCAUCUGUACCAGUCGGAGGGUCAGGCUAAGAUGGAAGUUUUGGAGGUACCGGAUUACUUGCAACAUGUCGAUAAACGCUUACAGGAGGAGAACGAGCGUCUGCUGCACUAUUUAGACAGCUGCACCAAACAUCAAUUGAUUGUGACCGUUGAAAGACAACUGAUAACGGAACACAUCACCGGUAUUCUGCAAAAAGGUUUGGAUCAGCUGCUAGAAGAAAAUCGACUGACAGAUCUAACUCUACUGUACUCUCUGUUUAGUCGGGUGAAAAAUGGAACCAUAGAGUUGUGUGCAUCGUUCAAUGCCUACAUAAAAAAGAAAGGUCGUACCAUUGUUAUCGACCCGGAGAAGGACAAAUCGAUGGUUCAGGAUCUGCUUGAUUUCAAGGACAAGCUGGACAAUAUAGUCAACAGUUGUUUCGAUAGGAACGAAAAGUUCUCCAACUCGUUGAGGGAAGCUUUUGAAUUCUUCGUCAAUCAGCGGUCUAAUAAACCGGCCGAGUUGAUUGCAAAAUAUGUGGACAUGAAACUACGUGCCGGCAACAAGGAAGCCACGGAAGAGGAGCUGGAACAAAUCCUAGACAAAAUUAUGGUACAGUUCCGGUUUAUUCAUGGAAAAGACGUUUUUGAGGCGUUUUACAAGAAGGAUCUCGCCAAACGAUUGCUGGUCGGCAAGUCGGCAUCCGUCGAUGCCGAAAAGAGUAUGCUGUCCAAAUUAAAACAAGAAUGUGGUGGUGGAUUCACCUCGAAGCUGGAAGGCAUGUUCAAGGAUAUGGAACUCAGCAGGGAUAUUAACAUAGCGUUUAAGCAGCACAUGGCAAACUCGGAAAACAAAGACCUGCAGAACUUGGACCUGACGGUGAACAUCUUGACGAUGGGUUUCUGGCCCACCUAUCCGGUGAUGGAGGUCACGCUGCCGCAGGAACUGCUGAUCUACCAGUCGAUCUUCAACAAAUUCUAUCUGGCAAAGCACAGCGGCCGGAAGCUACAGUGGCAACCGACCCUGGGUCAUUGUGUGCUGAAAGCUCGGUUUGAUGCGGGACCGAAAGACCUUCAGGUGUCGCUAUUCCAGGCCCUGGUGUUGGUGCUGUUUAACUAUAACGCAACGAUUUCAUUCGAAGAAAUAAAGGCUGGCGUGAAUAUAGAAGAUGGUGAGCUUCGUCGUACGCUGCAAUCUCUUGCCUGCGGAAAGGCUCGUGUUCUUACUAAAAUUCCGAAAGGUCGGGAAGUGGAAACCACCGAUAGGUUCCAGUUCAACAAUGAGUUUACAAACAAACUUUUCCGAAUUAAAAUCAAUCAGAUCCAGAUGAAGGAAACUACUGAAGAACAGAAGGCCACGGAAGAACGAGUCUACCAGGAUCGGCAGUACCAGAUCGAUGCUGCCAUUGUGCGUAUUAUGAAGAUGCGAAAAACGCUGAGCCACAAUCUGCUCAUCAGUGAGCUGUACAAGCAACUGACUUUCCCGGUUAAACCUGCAGAUUUGAAGAAACGUAUCGAAUCGCUGAUCGAUCGGGACUACAUGGAACGGGACAAGGAUAAUCAGAAUCAAUACAACUAUGUCGCCUAAAGCAGCAAACCUCAUCUAGAAGUGCAUAGUAGCAACAAUCACAAAACAGUGCGAUCCCUGGCACGGCUUUACCGUGCUCCACGUGUGUGAGCCUGAGCGCGUGAAAGAGUUUAUUUUCGAGCGGUCGAGUAUACUGUAGUGUACGAAGGAAGAAUGUUUCCACGAUUGUUCGAUGAUUUUUAAAAAGCCCCCACAUACAUCUACAGACAAAAAACGACAGCUAAUUUAGGCACAUAGAUAUUCGGUAACAAAAUAACAGAGAAAUGAAACGUACUGGUAAGAAAGAACCCUCCCCGACGUCCCCCCGGAAUGCUGGUGGAAACAAAUUGAGAUGCAACCUGGUGAUGCAAUAAUGAUCGUCGCCGUUGCUUAGCUGAAGUACUACAACUAGUGAAACCCCCUCUUUAGAUCGUCGAUUGCAACUUGUAUGAAGGAAACAAUAUCCUACUUUAAAUAUUCUCUUUCUUUUGUAAAUAGUUUGAACAUUGAUUGCUAGACGUUACUAAUAGAAUAAACGAAAUAAAAGCAAACAAAUCUGUACUAGUAGGGCGCAACAACAACAGCAAGAUGAUUUUGUUUUGUCGCUUAUCAAUUAAUGAAGGAAAUCGAUGGUUCCCCACACAAACAAAUGAUUCGAAAGUUAAUAACAUCUUACAGCUAAAUUUCAGAUACCAGCUCCAAUCAGGUGGACAGAUUAACGCAGAGAGUGAACUAUUGAUAAGUUAAAUAA